Messenger RNA from Magnusiomyces paraingens, 918 nucleotides. RefSeq lists its product as uncharacterized. Lineage: Eukaryota; Fungi; Ascomycota; Dipodascomycetes; Dipodascales; Dipodascaceae. The record is from RefSeq and is a predicted model, not a curated record. The coding region runs from base 1 to 918 and encodes 305 amino acids. The transcript has a single exon.
AUGCCAGCUUUCACCCCAAGAUCAAUUUUCAAAUCAUCUCCUGCUCUUGAGCAGUCCGAAGGUGUUGGCGCUCGUGUCCGCAGAUCAAUUGGCACUGGAGCUGUCCGCAACUUCACUCCUUUCCUUAUGCUUGAUCACUUCAAAGUAUCUCCUGAAGCUGGGUUCCCUGACCAUCCUCACCGUGGUCAGGAAACUAUCACUUACAUGAUUAAAGGUCAUGUUGAUCAUGAAGAUUUCACUGGUUCUGCUGGUACCCUGGGUCCUGGUGACUUGCAGUUCAUGACUGCUGGUCGAGGAAUUGUCCAUGCUGAAAUGCCCCGCAUUGAUAAGGAUGCAGAUGGGAACAUUGAAGCUGUUGAAGGACUUCAAUUGUGGGUAGAUCUUCCCAAGGAACUUAAAAACUGUGAACCAAGAUACCGUGAUUUGCGAUCCAAUGAGAUCCCCAUUGCCAAACCAAACGACAAAGUUGAAAUCAAAGUCAUUUCUGGUGAAUCUUACGGUAUCGAUUCCGUUAAAGAUCUUGCAUACACGCCUGUGUGGCUGCUAGAUAAUAAGGUCCAACCAGGUGGUAAGGUUGAGCAACCUUUGCCUAUUGGGUUCAAUGCGUUUCUUUAUAUUUUGGAAGGGGAAGUGAUGGUCAAUGGCCGUCAGUUUAAACAAUUCACUAAUGUUUUUUUCAACGAUGAUGGCACAGGGGUAGAAGUUCGAGUUCCUGAUAGUGCCAGUGGACCGGCACGAUUUGCAAUUGUUGCAGGGGCCAAGCUUGACCAGCCUAUUGUACAGCAUGGACCGUUUGUUGAAACAUCACGCGAAAAUAUUAUGAAUGCUUUUAUCGAUUACCAAACAGGGUCAAAUGGAUUUGAACGAGCAGUGGGAUGGGAAAGUGAAAUUGGUAAAAGAAUGCUUAGACACUUUUAA